Molecule: messenger RNA, 728 nt
Organism: Aegilops tauschii subsp. strangulata
Lineage: Eukaryota; Viridiplantae; Streptophyta; Magnoliopsida; Poales; Poaceae
Product: protein MHF1 homolog
Biological process (GO): replication fork processing; resolution of meiotic recombination intermediates
Cellular component (GO): FANCM-MHF complex
Molecular function (GO): chromatin binding; protein heterodimerization activity
Source: RefSeq, a predicted model, not a curated record
CAGGGACCAAAUAGCGGAGAAAACCGAAAAAUCCCUAUCCCCACCAUGGACCCAGACGUGGAAACCCUCGCCGACGACGACGCACUCGCCGGUGACGGCGGUGAGGCCGAUAGAUUCGAGGCGGAGGCGGAGGCCGAACUCCUUCGUGACCGCUUCAGGCUCGCCGUCAUCAACAUCGCGACUUCUGAAGGCAAGAAGGCGGGCAUGGAGGUUGCGGGUCCCGUCAUCGCCUGCAUCGCCGACUUGGCCUUCAAGAGCGCAGAGCAGCUGGCUAAGGAUGUUGAGCUGUUUGCACAGCAUGCUAGUCGUAAAUCCAUUAGGAUGGACGAUGUUAUCCUCACAGCGCAUAGAAAUGAGCAUCUUAUGGGCAAGCUGCGAACAUUUUCUCAAAACCUGAAAGGAAAAGAGCCUUGCACCGGGAAGAAGAGAAAGAAAACAUCCAAGAAGGACGAUAACUUGACCGUUAUCUGAUCUCAGAUAUUAUCCUUAUCCCUAAUUGUGCAAGAGUGUAGGCUGAAUUGACACUGCAGGAGCACCCAAAAUACCCACUAACUGGUACUCAACGCAUUUGGAGAUCGCGUGCAUGUACAAUGUUACCAGGUUUAUACAUCACAUUUGUCGCUCUGUUUUGAAACUGUUGGUGUCAAGUAGUAUUGGCAUAUUUAGAAACCUGUUGUUGCACGAAAUUUAUGUGCUGCCAUAGUCAAUGUUCCCAGGUUUAUCCGUCA